Molecule: messenger RNA, 1849 nt
Organism: Bombina bombina (fire-bellied toad)
Lineage: Eukaryota; Metazoa; Chordata; Amphibia; Anura; Bombinatoridae
Gene: CSTF2
Product: cleavage stimulation factor subunit 2
Exons: 15
Coding region: 53-1681 (542 amino acids)
Biological process (GO): mRNA 3'-end processing
Cellular component (GO): mRNA cleavage and polyadenylation specificity factor complex
Molecular function (GO): mRNA binding
Source: RefSeq, a predicted model, not a curated record
GGGAAUAUUUUCUCAAGCGGACAAUUGCUUUGGUGCGAGUGUGACUGUGAGGAUGGCGGGGCUGGGAGUGAGGGACCCAGCGGUGGAUAGAUCGUUAAGAUCUGUGUUUGUGGGUAAUAUUCCAUAUGAAGCCACAGAGGAGCAACUGAAGGAUAUCUUCUCUGAAGUUGGACCGGUUGUCAGUUUUAGGCUUGUGUAUGACAGAGAGACUGGUAAACCCAAGGGUUAUGGCUUUUGUGAGUAUCAAGAUCAGGAGACUGCACUCAGUGCUAUGCGGAACUUGAAUGGACGGGAAUUCAGUGGACGUGCCCUCCGAGUGGACAAUGCUGCCAGCGAGAAGAAUAAGGAAGAGCUAAAAAGUUUGGGAACUGGGGCCCCUAUAAUUGAGUCUCCAUAUGGUGACCCAGUAGCCCCUGAAGAUGCCCCUGAAUCCAUCAGCCGAGCUGUGGCCAGCCUUCCUCCUGAGCAGAUGUUUGAGCUCAUGAAACAGAUGAAGCUGUGUGUACAGAACAGUCCACAGGAAGCACGAAACAUGCUACUGCAGAACCCUCAGCUAGCAUAUGCCCUACUGCAGGCACAAGUAGUAAUGCGAAUAGUGGAUCCUGAAAUUGCUGUGAAAAUUCUUCAUCGACCAACUACUGUUCCCACUCUAAUACCUGCAAGCCAGCAGACCGUGCAAGGUCCCAGUGUACCCCUCAAUCAGCCAAAUGUACCUGUGAGUCAACCACAGCCUGGGGCUGGAAUGCAUGUUAAUGGAGCUCCACCAAUGAUGCAAAACCUCUCAAUGCAGGGUGGGGUCCCAGCUCCCUCACCUAUGGUUAACCCUGGGCAGGGGCCAAUUCUACAGGGAGGGCCAAUGCAGCCUCAAGUUGGAAUGCCAACUGGACCUACUAUUCCCAUGGAACGAGCACAAGGGAGCCUGCAGCACUCUCCUGCAGCCCCCUCAGGGUCCGCUCCUAUAGAGAGAGUACCAGUUCCUAUUCCUGACCCCCGUGCUCCAAUCCAGAGAGGUCCCCCAGCUCCCAGUAUCCCACCCCGUGGCCUUCUGGGAGAUGGACCCAAUGACCCUCGUGGAGGGACUCUGCUCACAGUCACUAGUGAUGAGCAGCCACCCAGCCGUGGGUACUUGGCACCACCCAUGCAGAGUGGCCCACCAAUGCAUCACGAACGAGGCCCUGCACCCCAUGACCUUAGAGGAGCUCCCAUUGCAGAAGCUCCCCGAGCCAUGAUGGGUGAUGCACGGGGGCCUCCCAUUAUGGAUCCUCGGGGACCACCUCUAGAUACACGUGGAGCCAGAGAUCCUAGAGCAAUGGAACCUCGACCCAUGGAGUCAAGAGUUCCAGUUCCAGGACCUGCUAACAGAGGCCCAAUGCCUACAAUACAAGGACCUGGGGUGCCUGCAAUACAGGGUCCAGGGAUUCAAGGACCAGCAGGGCCUGCAGCGCAAGGUUCUAGUGGGCCUCAACCACAAAGACAGGUUCCUGGUAUCCAACCAGCAUCAGCACAAGGAGGGUUUAGCCCUGGACAGAUUCAGGUGACACCCCAGGACCAUGAAAAGGCCGCACUCAUCAUGCAGGUACUUCAGCUAACACCUGAUCAGAUUGCCAUGCUGCCUCCAGAACAGAGACAAAGCAUCCUCAUCUUAAAAGAACAGAUUCAAAAAUCGACGGGAGCUCCCUGACGGUACAAGGGUUCAUAAACUGUAAGUGGGGAAAAUGGUGCUGGCACCCGCCCCACCACAGCCCCAUUGUCAUCCUCAUCAGAAGGUUACAGUCAUGCGCAAGGAGACGGCGUUCUACAUGUGUUUACUGUAAAUGUGCAGUUGGAAAUAAAAUUUAGACCUUGUUAA